GAAAUCAGGUGUGCAAGCAGGUAUUCCCACUUGUGAAACAGAGACUGUUACUCUAUCACUGUUUUACUUUUCCUUUUAUUGUUUUUUCUUUUGUCCCCUCUGCUCUCCCUGCUUUAGCUUUGUCUGAGCAAAUGAUACCACCCCAUUCUGACUGGAGUCAGUUACGUUGCCAGCAUGGAAACAGCACCUUCUUUAACUGGUGUGGUUUAAUUAUGGGACAGUACUUGUGYAGGAGUAUGUUGAAUUUCUUUGUCCCCUAAAGGGAAUAAAAGAGGCUGAGAUAUGGCAUGGUUCUGUCAURUAAUGUUAAAAGAUCAUAAUCUGACAACUCGACAGCCAUUCCACCAACUUCUGCAAAAGAAACCCUCUCUUCCACCUACAGUGUGGCAUCAUGCAGUAAGGGGCAUGUUUAUUCAAACUCAGGACACACCAAAUCCAAAUAGCUUGAAGUUUAUUCCAGGAAGGGAAGUGCUGGAGUCGAGGACUAUGGAGUUUGCCACACCAGCUGCAGCACAUUGCUCACCUUUAGCAAGACAGUUAUUCAGGAUUGAAGGAGUUAAAAGUGUUUUCUUUGGGCCAGACUUCAUCACAAUCACCAAGGAGAGUGAAGACCUGGAUUGGAACUUACUGAAACCAGAUAUUUAUGCAACUAUAAUGGAUUUCUUUGCCUCUGGCUUGCCUGUAGUUACUGAUGAGGCACCUAGGACAGAUACAGCUGCUUCAGAAGAAGAUGAUGAAGUUGUGCUGAUGAUUAAAGAGCUCCUGGAUACGAGAAUCAGGCCAACAGUGCAAGAAGAUGGUGGUGAUGUUAUUUACAAAGGCUUUGAAGAUGGGAUUGUGCAGCUGAAGCUGCAGGGUGCGUGCACCAGCUGUCCCAGUUCCAUCAUCACCCUGAAGAACGGGAUACAGAACAUGCUCCAGUUCUACAUCCCUGAGGUUGAAGGUGUGGAACAGGUUGUUGACGACGAUGAUGACGUGAAGAAAGAAAUAAAUUCUACUUGAGCUUCGUCAUGUGUGGCCAAAUAUGCAUUUGCCUCCUGGUGUAUGUAAACCAUCUUUGUGAUGAGGAACAACCAAAUCAGCCUUGUCAGAAAAAUAGUUGUACUUACUGUGAGAAUGUACCAUCAGCUUAAGCAGUUCGUCCACUAAUUUAUUAAAUGCCCUAUAUUACAAAAAAAAAUUUUCCUCUACUUUGUGGUAUGUCUUUAGAGAAAAAUGGUGGGCAUGGGGAACAGUGGCAUAUUUCUGCAUUGUUUUUUUUCAUACAGAAACUUCARUAUUAAAAAAAUAGAAGUUUCUUGGUUUUGUGCAAUAGCAAUAUUAAAUGUGUAUUCCCCCACUUGUGGGACUGGCAGGACUCUCUGCCCUUGCUCUUUAAGUGGGAGCUUUAGGAAUGUUAAUUUUAUCAAGUCUUGUUAAAAAGCUGCUGAUUCCUGUCCAAUUUUUGUGUUUGAAAAAUAACCUCUAACAUCAACUGCUCAUUUUGGAGGAUGUAACAUUGCCAUGGCUGAUGCAAAGUUCCCUGCCUGCUCAUUACCACUGUACAAACAAUAGCAGCCAAAACAGUUGUGAGUUGUUAUAAAAACCAUACUUUUUAAGUUAAAUAUUAAAAAACAAUGAUCCUUAUCAACUUCAGUAAGUAGAGAGUGUAAUUAACUCAUUUAGAAGUAAAAUUGUUCAGCCACAAUUGGUGAUCUGUUUAAAUGCAGCGGCUGAUUUCUCCCUGUAACUCUCCACGUCAGGAGGAAGGUGCAGUGCUGGAGGAAUUUCUGUGUGGGAUGGCAGAGGGAAGGAGGGACYGUGUUUGCUCC
Messenger RNA from Malurus melanocephalus (red-backed fairy wren), 1811 nucleotides. RefSeq names its product NFU1 iron-sulfur cluster scaffold (gene NFU1). Gene Ontology annotation, biological process: iron-sulfur cluster assembly. The record is from RefSeq and is a predicted model, not a curated record. Gene Ontology annotation, cellular component: mitochondrion. NCBI's taxonomy places the organism in Eukaryota, Metazoa, Chordata, Aves, Passeriformes, Maluridae. Gene Ontology annotation, molecular function: iron-sulfur cluster binding; iron ion binding. Bases 283 to 1002 code for a protein of 239 amino acids. The transcript is spliced from 8 exons.